Conger conger (European conger) is the source of this 1041-nucleotide messenger RNA. RefSeq names its product motilin receptor (gene mlnr). Gene Ontology annotation, molecular function: G protein-coupled peptide receptor activity. Gene Ontology annotation, biological process: G protein-coupled receptor signaling pathway. The transcript is spliced from 2 exons. Lineage: Eukaryota; Metazoa; Chordata; Actinopteri; Anguilliformes; Congridae. The record is from RefSeq and is a predicted model, not a curated record. The coding region runs from base 1 to 1041 and encodes 346 amino acids. Gene Ontology annotation, cellular component: plasma membrane.
AUGGAGGACCUUCACCACGAGGACCCCCAUCACUACGGGAGCUCCCUCUUCCCCACCUCCACCCUCAUCCCCGUCACCAUCGUCUGCCUCCUGCUCUUCCUCGUGGGCGUGACGGGCAACACCAUGACCAUCCUCAUCAUCCAGCGCUUCAAGGACAUGAAGACCACCACCAACCUCUACCUAUCCAGCAUGGCCGUGUCCGACCUCCUCAUCUUCCUCAGCCUGCCCUUCGACCUCUACCGCCUGUGGAAGUACACGCCCUGGGUGUUCGGCGAGCUGGCGUGCCGCCUGUCCCACUACAUCAACGAGGGCUGCACCUACGCCACCAUCCUGCACAUCACGGCGCUGAGCAUGGAGCGCUACCUGGCCAUCUGCUUCCCGCUCAAGGCCAAGGUGGUGGUGACCAAGCGGCGGGUGAAGUUGGUGAUCGUGGCGCUCUGGGCCUUCGCCCUGCUGUCGGCGGGGCCCAUGCUGGUGCUGGUGGGAGUGGAGCACGAGAACGAGACGCAGCCGGACCAGAGCACGCGCCAGUGCAAGCCCACGGCCUACGGCGUGUCCUCGGGCCUGCUCCGCACCACCAUCUGGGUCUCCACCGCCUACUUCUUCUGCCCCAUGUUCUGCCUGCUCUUCCUCUACGGCUCCAUCGGCCGCAAGCUGUGGAGGACCCGGAAGGACCUGCGGGGCCCCAACGCCGUGGGCCGGGAGAAGUCCCACAGGCAGACGGUCAAAAUCCUGGCGGUGGUAGUGCUGGCCUUCGCCAUCUGCUGGCUGCCCUUCCACAUCGGCAGGAACCUGUUCACCCACGUAGACGACUACCCGACCGCCAAGCUGAGCCAGAACUUCAACGUGGCCUCCAUGGUGCUGUUCUACCUGAGCGCCUCCAUAAACCCCGUCCUCUACAACCUCAUGUCCCGCAAGUACCGGGCCGCGGCGCGGCGCCUGUUCCUCCGCUGCCGACAUCGCCGGCACCCGCCUAGCCAACGGCAGCUGUCCGGGAGAGAGGACCUCCCCACCUGUGACGAGACGCUCACCGGGGUGUAG